GUCAUUUUGUUCCGCGAAGCUGUGUCUGUGUUGGUUCGCCGACAAAACAUCUGUUUUUGUUAAAUAAAGUUUUUCAACAAAUUUUACACGAACUAGCCACAUUCUCGUGUAAAAGUAAUUAGCUAACUUGGUCCCGUUUGUAACAAGCCAAAGUUCCUUGGAUUGAAGUAACGUUGCGUGCAGAAAUUGUAAUUAGCCGGACACUAGAGGAAAACCAUCUACUGCCAGAUUGCACGAGAAAGUUGGAGAACAGUCUAGAACGCUCACAGGAACUUAAUAAAAAGGCAACCAGAAUUGCGAUUGCAAGUGAUUCAUACAGAAGAAAGUGAACGAGCAAGAGGUAAUCGUAGAAGGUAUCAAGUGAAGUUCAGAAAGUUCAUACAUAACAGCAACAGCGCAAUAAUGGUUGCAGCGGAGACACAAGCGAUGGCCGAAGUGGACGAGGCAACCGCGUUCAAAGAGCGUGGCAAUGCGGAAUUCAAGAUCGACUGUUGGGAGGCCGCGAUCAAGUGGUACACGAAGGCGAUCCACGCCGGCGAGAAGCAUAAGGAUUUGCCAGUGUUUUACAAAAACCGGGCGGCCGCCUACCUGAAGCUGGAGCAGUACGAGGAAGCCCACAAAGACUGCACGCAGUCGCUGGAGAUCUGUCCGAACGAUCCGAAAGCACUGUUCCGUCGGUUCCAGGCGUUCGAGGCGCUGGAGCGGUUCGAGGAGGCGUACAAAGACCUGCGCACGAUCCACACGAACGACCCGAACAACAAAACGAUCAAGCCCCAUCUGGAGCGGCUGCACGCGAUCGUGCAGGAGCGUGCCCGGGAGCGGGCCCAGACCUCAAACAAGGUGACGAAAAUGUUCGAGAUUGCGUUCGACAUCGGUGCGCCAAAGGACAAGCGCGAGCAGGCGAUGAGCAAUAUCGUGGUGCUGGCGCGCGAGCCGGCCGGGGUGGAGGUGAUGAUGAAGGAGGGCCUGGUGACGCGCAUCGGCAAGCUGCUGAAGGUGGAGAAGAACAACGAAAUCAUCACGAACGCGAUCCGCGCGAUCGACGGCGUGUGCCUGAGGAGCGCAGAGCGCACGAAGCAAGUCAUCAACGAGCUAGGCAUACCGUGGUUCCUGCAGAUUCUCGACUGCAGCGUGGAGGAGCGGGUGGCCGCCUCCCAGCAUUGCAUGCAAACCGUGCUGAACUCGAUCUCGGGCAUGGAAAACAAGGAAGAGUCGAAACCGAUCGAUGCGCUGGUGAAGGAAAACCAGCAGAUCAUCGAAACGCUGCUCACCUGCCUGCUGUACUCGGUGACGGAUCGCACGAUCACGGGCAUGGCACGCGACUCGAUCAUGGAGCUGCUGAUUCGCAACGUCCACUGGAAGACGCUGAACUGGGCGGAGCGGCUGGUCGAGCUGAAGGGUUUGAUGCGGCUGAUGGACGUCUGCUCGGAGCUGGAGGAGUACAAGUACGAGAGCGCGAUGAACAUUACGCCAUCGUCGCGCACGAUUGCGACCGUUUGCCUGUCGCGCAUCUACGAAAACAUGUACUACGAUCAGGCCCGCGAACGGUUCACCGAGCAGAUUGCGGACUUUGUGAAGGACAAGCUGCUAACGCCCGACCACGAGUCGAAGGUGCGCGUAACGGUGGCCAUCACGUCGCUGCUGCUCGGUCCGCUGGACGUGGGCAAUACGAUCGUAUCGCGGGAAGGUGUGCUGCAGAUGAUCCUCGUCAUGGCGCAAUCCGACAACCUGCUCGAGCAGAAGGUUGCCUGCGAGUGUUUGAUCGCUGCUGCCUCGAAGAAGGACAAAGCGAAGGGUUUGGUGCAAUCGGGAGCGGAAAUAUUGAAGAAGCUGUACGCCUCCAAGAACGAGGAAAUUCGCGUCCGCGCUCUGGUCGGUCUGUGCAAGAUAGGCAGCUCGGGCGGUUUGGACGCCUCGAUUCGUCCGUUUGCCGACGGAUCGACGAAGAAGCUGGCCGAAGCGUGCCGUCGCUUCCUGGUGAAGCCGGGCAAGGAUAAGGACAUCCGCAAGUUUGCCGCCGAAGGUCUCGCCUACCUGACGCUCGAUGCCGAGGUGAAGGAGAAGCUGGUGGAGGAUCGUCCCGCCAUCCAGGGGCUGAUUGAGCUCGCCAAGACGGGCGACCAGUCGGCCCUGUACGGCGUGGUAACGACGCUGGUGAAUCUGGUGAACGCGUACGACAAGCAGGAGCUGGUGCCGGAGCUGGUUGAGCUGGCAAAGUUCGCCAAACAUCACAUCCCCGAGGAGCACGAACUGGACGAUCCCGAUUUUGUGAGCGCCCGUAUCGUUAUACUGGCCAACGAGGGCGUUACGUCCGGUCUGGUGGCGCUGUGCAAAACGGAAAGCGACAAUUCGAAGGAAAUGAUUGCCCGCGUGUUCAACGCACUGUGCAGCGAGCAGGAGGCACGCGGCAAGGUGGUGCAGCAGGGCGGCGCCAAGGUGCUGCUUCCGCUGUCGCUGAACGGCACGGCCAACGGGAAGCGUCAUGCGGCGCAGGCACUGUCCCGCAUCGGCAUCACCAUCAAUCCGGAGGUCGCGUUCCCGGGCCAGCGCAAUCUGGAGGUGAUCCGGCCGCUGAUGAACCAGCUCCAUCCGGACUACACGUCGCUGGAAAACUUCGAAGCUCUGAUGGCACUGUGCAAUCUGGCCUCGAUGAACGAAUCCACCCGGCAGCGCAUCCUGAAGGAGCAGGGCAUGGUGAAGUUCGAAUCGUACAUGGGCGAAGACCACAUGAUGCUGCGUCGAGCCGCCACCCAGGUAAUGUGCAACAUGGUCCAGUCGCCGGACGCGGUGAAGCUGUGCGAAAAGGAGAACGAUCGGGUAAAGAUGCUGGCGCUGCUGUGCGAGGAAGAGGACGAGGAUACGGCGCUGGCGGCAUCGGGUGCACUCGCCUAUCUGACCUCCGUGUCGGAGCGGUGCUGCGAGAAGAUGUUCGAACCAAUCGCGUGGCUGGACGUGUUCCACACGUUGGUGGCGAACCCGAGCGCCGGUGUGCAGCAUCGCGGCACGGUGAUCAUUCGCAACAUCAUCAAGACUAACAAGCAGCUGGCGUCGAAGCUGUUCGACACCGAUCUGCUGCAGAUGCUGUACGGUGUUACGCAGCUGAACGACGAGAAGCGCGCGAAGGCGAUCGAGUGUGCCCAGGAGUGCUUGAAGCUGGCGGAAGAGUACCGGCUGAUCCAGGAGAAUGCCGACGCGGAUAUGGCCCCGGACGUGUUCAAGCAGCAGGAAUCGGCGUCGAUCGAGGAGAUCGAUAACUGAGUCGGUCUCCGUAGCAGAAGACCAGCAACAAGUGCAUUACAAGGAUUUUAAAGUUACAUUCAUAGUUUACCGUACGAUAGUUGCGUUUCGUUUUCCGAGCCAUGCGGGAAAUAUGUACCGUUUAAUCAACAUGCUCUCGUGACGAGGGUGAACCGCCGUACUUAAUUGACAAAGAAGAGCGAAGAUGAGGAGCUUUUUCGAUCGCGUUGGUAGAGGUUAAGACAAUUUUUGAUGUUUUCUUUUGUCAGAUAUUUAUAAUAAAGUAAUUGUGAAUGAUUUUUCGAUA
This is a messenger RNA of Anopheles arabiensis, 3544 nucleotides long. It is a transcript of the gene unc-45, whose product is annotated as protein unc-45 homolog B. The record is from RefSeq and is a predicted model, not a curated record. Bases 403 to 3258 code for a protein of 951 amino acids. NCBI's taxonomy places the organism in Eukaryota, Metazoa, Arthropoda, Insecta, Diptera, Culicidae. Gene Ontology annotation, molecular function: Hsp90 protein binding. The transcript is spliced from 3 exons.